Messenger RNA from Phacochoerus africanus (Common warthog), 4847 nucleotides. RefSeq names its product tolloid like 2 (gene TLL2). Gene Ontology annotation, molecular function: metalloendopeptidase activity; calcium ion binding; zinc ion binding. Lineage: Eukaryota; Metazoa; Chordata; Mammalia; Artiodactyla; Suidae. Gene Ontology annotation, biological process: proteolysis. The record is from RefSeq and is a predicted model, not a curated record. The transcript is spliced from 21 exons. Bases 218 to 3280 code for a protein of 1020 amino acids.
CGGCCGCCGGCAAGUAGCUCCGAGUCGCUGCUUCCUGGGCGCGCCGACGCGGACCCGGGCGUCGCGCUCUGCCCGUUCCGCGCCCGAGCCAUGCCCCGCAGCCACGCUUAAUCGCCUCGCCCGGGCCAAAGCCGACCCGACCCUGUGCACCGUUCCUCGCCCGAACCCAGCUUUCAGUGCACUUAACUCCCUCGGUUUUCGCCUGCCCCUCUCGACCAUGACCCGGGUGAGUGCGCUCGGGGCCCUUGUGCCACUGCUGCUGCCUCUCCUGCUACUGCUGCUGCCGCUGCCCCGCGACGCCGGGGGGCUCGGGGAGCGCUCAGAAGCCGCCUGGGACUACUCGGCGCUGGAAGGCGAGGAGGGCGCAGAGCAGCAGCUGGAGCAUUACCAUGACCCGUGCAAAGCCGCUGUCUUUUGGGGAGACAUUGCCUUAGAUGAAGAGGACCUGAAGUUAUUUCACGUCGAUAAGGCCCGUGACUGGAUCAGGCAGUCAGGGGAGGAAAUGGGACAUGGCACAGGUGGGCUUGGAGAGCAGCCUUCUGAGAGCUGGCCAAACGCUACAGCCAUGAAUACCAGCAGCCAGGAAGCUAGAGAGGAUGGCAAGGAGAAUGCCAUGCUUCCACAGAGCCCUGGGAACUUGCAUGCUGGAGCAGAGACCUUCUCUCCCCGGGUCCGAAGAGCCACAACCUCAAGGACAGAGAGGAUUUGGCCGGGAGGGGUCAUCCCCUACGUCAUCGGAGGGAACUUCACUGGAAGCCAGAGGGCCAUUUUUAAGCAGGCCAUGAGACACUGGGAGAAGCAUACCUGUGUGACCUUCGUGGAGAGGACGGAUGAAGAAAGCUUCAUUGUGUUCAGUUACAGAACCUGUGGCUGUUGUUCCUAUGUUGGGCGCCGCGGAGGAGGCCCGCAAGCCAUAUCUAUUGGGAAAAACUGUGACAAAUUUGGCAUUGUAGCACACGAGCUGGGCCAUGUGGUCGGGUUCUGGCAUGAACACACCCGGCCAGACAGAGACCAGCAUGUCACCAUCAUCAGAGAAAACAUCCAGCCAGGUCAGGAGUAUAAUUUCUUAAAAAUGGAAGCUGGGGAAGUGAGCUCUCUGGGAGAGACGUACGACUUUGACAGCAUCAUGCACUACGCCCGGAACACCUUCUCAAGAGGAGUUUUCUUAGACACCAUCCUCCCCCGUCGAGAUGACAAUGGCGUCAGGCCAACCAUUGGCCAGCGCGUGCGGCUCAGCCAGGGAGACAUAGCCCAAGCCAGGAAGCUGUACAAAUGCCCAGCGUGUGGGGAGACCCUGCAGGACACAACGGGAAACUUCUCUGCGCCUGGUUUUCCAAAUGGCUACCCCUCUUAUUCCCACUGCGUCUGGAGGAUAUCGGUCACUCCAGGGGAAAAGAUCGUCUUAAACUUCACAUCCAUGGAUUUGUUUAAAAGCCGUCUGUGCUGGUACGACUAUGUGGAGGUCCGGGACGGUUAUUGGAGGAAAGCCCCCCUGUUGGGUAGGUUUUGUGGUGACAAAAUCCCGGAGCCCCUCAUCUCCACAGACAGCCGGCUCUGGGUGGAAUUCCGAAGCAGCAGCAACAUCCUGGGCAAGGGUUUCUUCGCGGUGUAUGAAGCUACCUGUGGGGGAGACAUUAACAAAGACGCUGGUCAGAUUCAAUCUCCUAACUACCCGGAUGACUACAGACCUUCCAAGGAAUGUGUUUGGAAGAUUACGGUUUCGGAGGGGUUUCACGUGGGGCUUAGCUUCCAAGCUUUUGAGAUCGAAAGGCAUGACAGCUGUGCAUACGACUACCUGGAAAUCCGAGACGGCCCCACGGAAGAAAGUGCUCUGAUUGGCCACUUUUGUGGCUACGAGAAACCAGAGGAUGUGAAGUCCAGCUCCAACAGAAUGUGGAUGAAGUUUGUGUCCGAUGGCUCUAUCAAUAAAGCGGGCUUUGCAGCCAAUUUUUUCAAGGAGGUGGAUGAGUGCUCCUGGCCAGAUCACGGCGGGUGUGAACAGCGCUGUGUGAAUACCCUGGGCAGCUACAAGUGCGUGUGUGAUCCUGGCUACGAGCUGGCCACUGAUAAGAAGGCGUGUGAAGUAGCCUGUGGCGGUUUCAUUACCAAGCUGAAUGGAACCAUCACCAGUCCUGGGUGGCCGAAGGAGUACCCCACAAACAAAAAUUGCGUCUGGCAGGUGGUGGCCCCCGCACAGUACCGGAUCUCCCUGCAGUUUGAAGUCUUUGAACUGGAAGGCAACGAUGUGUGUAAGUAUGACUUCGUGGAGGUGCGCAGUGGCCUGUCCCCCGACGCCAGGCUGCAUGGCAAGUUCUGCGGCUCCGAGACGCCCGAGGUCAUCACGUCGCAGAGCAACAACAUGCGCCUGGAGUUCAAGUCCGACAACACCGUCUCCAAGCGUGGCUUCAGGGCCCACUUCUUCUCAGACAAGGACGAGUGCGCCAAGGACAACGGCGGGUGCCAGCACGAGUGUGUCAACACCUUCGGGAGCUACCUGUGCAGGUGCAGGAACGGCUACCGUCUGCAUGAGAACCAGCAGGAUUGCAAAGAGGCUGGCUGUGCACACAAGAUCAGCAGUGCAGAGGGGACCCUGGUGAGCCCCAACUGGCCUGACAAAUACCCGAGCCGGAGGGAGUGUACCUGGAACAUCUCUUCAACUGCGGGCCACAGGGUGAAACUUACGUUUAACGAGUUCGAGAUCGAGCAGCACCAGGAAUGUGCCUACGACCACCUGGAACUGUACGACGGGCCCGACAGCCUGGCCCCAGUCCUCGGCCGUUUCUGUGGCAGCAAGAAGCCAGACCCCGUGGUGGCUUCGGGCAACAGCCUGUUUCUCCGGUUUUAUUCGGACGCCUCCGUGCAGAGGAGAGGAUUCCAGGCCAUGCACAGCACGGAGUGCGGGGGCAGGCUGAAGGCCGAGGUGCAGACCAAAGAGCUCUAUUCCCAUGCCCAGUUUGGGGACAACAACUACCCGAGCCAGGCCCGCUGCGACUGGGUGAUCGUGGCGGAGGACGGCUACGGCGUGGAGCUGAUAUUCCGGACCUUUGAGGUCGAGGAGGAAGCCGACUGUGGCUACGACUAUAUGGAGGCUUACGACGGUUAUGACAGCACGGCGCCCAGGCUCGGCCGUUUCUGCGGCUCCGGGCCAUUGGAAGAAAUCUACUCUGCAGGGGAUUCUCUGAUGAUUCGAUUCCAUACGGAUGACACCAUCAACAAGAAAGGCUUUCACGCCCGGUACAUCAGCACCAAGUUCCAAGAUGCCCUGCACAUGAAGAAAUAAUAUGGCUGUUCUUGAAAGAUGGGGACGGAGACUUUAAAAAAUAAUAAUAAUAGCACCUUGUGAAUCUGCUGUAAAGCAGUGUACAGUAUUUUUCCCAAACAAAAAAAAAAAAAAACUCAAAAUCUGGUCUUGGAGGUAUAUGUAUCUGAUGAAGUUCGGCCAAAACAAGGAGAGACGUUCCUUUGAUUCUGGCUGCAGUGUUAUCAAUCAUGGAAUUUUAAAGAUUAAGAUCUGACGUCACUGACUAUUCAAGCCAUGCCGCUCAUUCUCAUUGUCCUUUGCUCCUUUGGGGCGAACACCCACUCUUGGGUGGGUCAUUCCUUUAUUUCUGGACAUGCUUCCAUGGGUAUCAGGCAGUGUGACCGUGUUCUAGAGACUCGGGCCGUCUUCUGUCUACACCAGGUAAUGAGGAUAAAAGCGUGGCAUUAGCUCAUGUGCUCCCCACAGCUUUGGCUGGAGACUUGGGCUAGCUCUCUGCCGGGGACAUGUCACCCAGGAAACCCAAGAUUAUGGGUGUCAGGAUUAAAAAAGGCAUCGCAGUAAGUAGCACCUAGAGGGGCUGGUGUAUGAGGAUCUCCGUCCCUGAGCUGGGAGACCUCCAGCCUUUCCUGUCCUUGGGCUUCCCAUGCUGGGCCUCCCCCAUCUCUAAUUACAUUAGGGGACUAAGGCAGCCACUAAGAUUUCCAGCAGAACAUCUACUGGUGAGAGUCCCCCGUCUGCUGGGGCAUGGGGGGGACCAUCCGGGCUCAUCCUGAUACUCCUGCACUUGCCAACUUGGAAAAGAUGCCACCUGGCCUUGGGAUUCCAUGGGCUGAGAACACCUGGUCCUCCAGCUUUGGAGGCACUUACUUGCUGUGGUUGACCUUGACUCUUGACGACCAAUUCAAACUGCACUUGCAAGGCGUGCAAAGACAUCUUAUGAAGGAGACCAUUCAGGUCCCAUAUGGGGUGAACUUCAUCGAAAACUUGGUUAAUGUUAUGGAAGAAGCAACCCCUGGGGGAACAAGUCCACCUGCAACAAACUUCCUGAAACCAGUCAGGUUGAAGAGCGCAUUGGUGACUUUGCUGAGACUGACUAGCAUCCCAUCACCAGCUUGCAAUCAGAGUUCACCACCCUUGGCACUUGUUCUACAGAAGGGUAGAGGAUGUUGUUUACAUAAUUUUAGAACCUCCAGGUAUACUUUAAACAGCGAGGUAGUUUUGAAUGGCAUUUCAUUAAGGCAUCUAUGGGCAUUAUGAGCUAAAAGCUGUGGUAUGUUAGCUUUAAAAGAGUAUUUAUGUUGGAAUAAUUUUUAAAUAAUGUUUACAUAACCGUUAAGUCCUGUGUGGUUGGUAUUGAACACAGGACAGCGCAUGAGAUUGUUUUCUCUGAGAGCCAAGAUAGCUCCCGAGCACCUGAAUUCCUUUGGGAUAAAUCUACAUCAUUUUAAACAAAGUAUUUGCAAAAGAUUAAAGGUUAUAUUUUUUAAAGAUCAGGAUAUGCCCCCAGAGGACUAUGUCUCAUUAAAAUGACUGCUGGGAGUUAAAAAAAAAAAAAGAUGAAAAGGAUGAAAAAUACAAAGAAAGA